GCUUUGACCCCGGGACCUGGAGGGAGGGGCACUCAGCGGGCCCGCUGUGCCCCUGCAGAUGCUGGGGGUCAGGCCGCUGUCAGGAAGCAGCUCCUGUCUUCCCGCUGGGGUCACCCCACGCUGUAGUGCGUCUGCCUCCCGCGCGUGCGUGGGUGGCGCGGAGGAGCCAGAAGCCUCCUGAGGGUGCACCUGGCCCCGGCCCUGCUGCUGUCCUGCUCUCCAUCAUCCGUCGUCAGUGCCUGGGACAGUGGCCGUGUUGCCAGAGGCAACAGUGAACCAGGGGGUUCGGUGGCCCGGGUGCUGAGACCUGGGAGGCAGGUGGGCUGUUGGGGGCGGGUGGCGUCUAGGCUGUGCUGUAGCAAGGGUCCUGGGGCUGUGGGCGAAGGAGGGGUGGAGACCGUCCACCCGAGCCCCACUCACCCCCAGGGUAAAGGCUUUGGUGCGGCUCCGUCUCGGGCCCGGGUCCCCCCCCUUCCCCCAUGCGUUUUCUGAUGUUCUCUCUGCUCAGUUCACCUUGCCUGGCGUUUGGAACGUGGACCCCGGUUCCUAAGCCAGCUACAGAAUGUGCCAGCACGUCUAGAGCCCGGGCCCUCCCGCCCCCCACCCCAGCCGCCGGGGCACACUGGUUUGUUUACUGUCCCACAACCUGUGAUGUCUGCACCGGCCUGCCCAAAGCCAUUGUUGCUGUGGGCUUCUCUGUUUCCAUGACGACCAUCAGGGGCUGGCUACUUCCCAAGGUCGCCAUGGCAACUAUCAGAGGGGAAUCAUGCUUGGGAUGCUUUGGCUGGCUUUUUCAUGAAUGAUUAGAAUGUGUGACACAAUGCAGACGCCAAAACCAGAAGGGCGGGCAGCGGCGGGGAGGGGGGGUGCUGGCGGGCGGCGGGGACGGCUCCCGCCAGACAGCCGGUGAGCUCGCGCAGUGGCGGCCCCUACCUCCCGGAUCCUGUGGGCCUCAGGUCAGGGCUGUGGGGCAGCCUAGGCGGGGGUGGUGAUGUCACAGCUGCAGUGCCCUUUGCGGAGAUCCAGUUUCCAAGCCCUUCUGUUCGGGUGACUGUGCCCAGGUUAUGACGACUAAUCCCAAACCAAACAAGGCAUUAAAGGUCAAGAAGGAGGCGGGCGAGAACGCCCCGGUGCUCAGCGAUGACGAGCUGGUGUCCAUGUCGGUGCGGGAGCUGAACCAGCACCUGCGGGGCCUCACCAAGGAGGAGGUGGCCCGCCUGAAGCAGCGCCGGCGCACGCUCAAGAACCGCGGCUACGCGGCCAGCUGCCGCAUCAAGCGCGUGACGCAGAAGGAGGAGCUGGAGCGGCAGCGGGUGGAGCUGCAGCAGGAGGUGGAGAAGCUGGCGCGGGAGAACAGCAGCAUGAGGCUGGAGCUGGACGCGCUGCGCUCCAAGUACGAGGCCCUGCAGACCUUCGCCCGCACCGUGGCCCGCGGGCCCGUCGCCCCCACCAAGGUGGCCACCACCAGCGUCAUCACCAUCGUCAAGUCCGCCGACGUCUCCUCCGCCUCCGUGCCCUUCUCGGCCGCCUCCUAGUGGCCUGCCGCCGGGAGGGGGGGGGGCGGGCGGGGGGCGCCCCCCCCCCCCCCGGGUGCCCGCCGGAGGGUCCGCGUGGCGCGGACCCCUUAACGCCCCAGUCGAAGCGCAGACUCCCGGCGGGGACGAGGCCGAGGGUGCGGCCGCAGAUGGGGUCUGGCGAGCCCGCGGGCCGCGCGCCCUUUCCGCGCGCACGCGC
Messenger RNA from Acinonyx jubatus (cheetah), 1734 nucleotides. RefSeq names its product MAF bZIP transcription factor K (gene MAFK). Gene Ontology annotation, cellular component: nucleus. Lineage: Eukaryota; Metazoa; Chordata; Mammalia; Carnivora; Felidae. Bases 1065 to 1535 code for a protein of 156 amino acids. The record is from RefSeq and is a predicted model, not a curated record. The transcript is spliced from 3 exons. Gene Ontology annotation, molecular function: DNA-binding transcription factor activity, RNA polymerase II-specific; RNA polymerase II cis-regulatory region sequence-specific DNA binding. Gene Ontology annotation, biological process: regulation of transcription by RNA polymerase II.